Molecule: messenger RNA, 903 nt
Organism: Volvox carteri f. nagariensis
Lineage: Eukaryota; Viridiplantae; Chlorophyta; Chlorophyceae; Chlamydomonadales; Volvocaceae
Exons: 2
Coding region: 1-903 (300 amino acids)
Cellular component (GO): chloroplast
Source: RefSeq, a predicted model, not a curated record
AUGUCACUCGCGGCAUCGCGUCAGCAGCUUGGAGCAAGCUGCAGCGGCGCAGCAUAUGCCUCACAAGCCAGUUGCAUUAUCCGGCCUGCUCUUCGACACCGGCGAAUCGGCCGCGCGCAUGACGUUAUUGUAUGUGCAUCUUCUGGAUCAUCUGGAUCAACGGAGUCCUUUGCACGCGACGCAAAAGAAGCUGCUUCUCGUGCUUUCAAGAAGGCCAAGGGGAGAUGGGACGCUUUUGCAAAGGAGCAGCGCUUGGAGCAACGAGCAAAUGAAGCCUUUAAUAAAGCUAGCGAAUCUGCUCGGGAAGCCACGGAUAAAGCGAAGGAGAAAGCUCGGCGGGUCUUUGUGGAACUGGACUCUGAGUAUGAGCUGACCUCAAAGAGCGCUCGAGCUGUCCGCAGGGCGGAGGAGAUGGCACGUGACAUAGACCAAACGUACGGCGUACGGCGGCGGAUCCGUGCCGCUAGCGACUACAUUGCACGGUCAUGGCCCACGUGGCAGAGACAGCUGGACGAGUUUUCCUCCACGUGGUACGGCAAGACAACCGUCUUCGUCGCUCUCUGCUUGCUGCUCAGCACCCCCCUGUUCUGGGCUGUGCUGAAUGUGCUGCUGCUGCUCUGGUGGCUGUGCGUCCCAGUCGCUGUCCUGCUGCUAAACUAUGCAAGGGAGCAGCAGGCGCAGCGCCUGCAGCAGCAGCGGGAAGCGGAGGAGGAGGCGGCGCGGCGUGCCGCCAACCCUUUUGCGGACCUAUUUGGGGGUACUAGCACCCGCCGCCGCAGGGGCGCGACGUACGGGCGACGUAACUCGUACACUCAGCAGUCGGGACCUGUUAUUGACGCAGAGUGGACGACGAUUAACGAGGCCGAGGAGCCCGACAGGAAGAGCAGAGGGCGCAGGAUGUAG